Messenger RNA from Saimiri boliviensis boliviensis (Bolivian squirrel monkey), 1830 nucleotides. RefSeq names its product nuclear receptor interacting protein 3 (gene NRIP3). NCBI's taxonomy places the organism in Eukaryota, Metazoa, Chordata, Mammalia, Primates, Cebidae. Gene Ontology annotation, biological process: proteolysis. The record is from RefSeq and is a predicted model, not a curated record. Gene Ontology annotation, molecular function: aspartic-type endopeptidase activity.
AGGGACCCGCGGCCAGCUGCGGAGGUGGCCGGGGCUGCCAGGGCAUCGGGCCCCAGAGCCCACGCCCGUCCAGGGGAUGCGGGGCCUCUAUGCAGGAGCGGGCGGUUGGGGGAAGCGGCCGCGAUGGAUUCUCGGCCCUCCGGGUCGGUCCUGCCAGCGAAACCCCCUCCUCGCUCUCUUCGCCGCGGGCUGGGAAGCGCCAACCGGAGCAGCGGACGCGGGACGUCCGGGAGCCGCGGGAGGCGUGGACGCUGUGCCAGCCCCGCCCCCCGCGCGCGCACUGGCUGCUCCCCGCGACGUCACGCUCGGCUAUAAAAGGCGCGGCGCGCGGCCCUUGCGGCGCUGGAAGAGCUCGAGGCUGAGGCUGCUGGGGAGCUGCGGGUCACCCGGCCGCCGGGCCGCAGGCGCCUCAGUGAUGUUUUACUCAGGGCUCCUCACCGAGGGCGGCCGCAAGGAGACCGACAUGCGGGAGGCGGCGUCGCUGCGACAGCAGCGCCGGAUGAAGCAGGCUGUGCAGUUCAUCCACAAGGACUCCGCGGACCUGCUGCCCCUGGACGGCCUGAAGAAGCUGGGCUCGUCCAAGGACACGCAACCUCAUAAUAUUCUGCAGAGGCGCCUCAUGGAAACCAACCUGUCUAAGCUCCGAAGCAGCCGUGUCCCUUGGGCCUCUAAGACGAACAAACUCAAUCAAGCUAAGUCUGAGGGGCUAAAGAAGUCUGAGGAGGAUGACAUGAUUUUGGUUUCUUGCCAGUGUGCUGGAAAGGAUGUGAAAGCCUUGGUUGACACAGGCUGUCUAUAUAAUCUCAUCUCUUCAGCCUGUGUGGAUAGAUUGGGACUCAAGGAACAUGUCAAAUCCCACAAGCAUGAAGGAGAAAAGCUUUCUCUACCCCGGCAUCUCAAAGUUGUGGGCCAGAUUGAGCACCUAGUGAUUACACUGGGCUCCCUCCGUCUGGACUGCCCAGCAGCUGUGGUCGAUGACAAUGAGAAAAACUUGUCCCUUGGUCUGCAGACUCUCCGAUCUCUGAAGUGUAUCAUAAACUUGGAUAAGCACCGGCUGGUCAUGGGGAAGACAGACAAGGAAGAAAUCCCUUUUAUGGAGACAGUCUCUUUGAAUGAAGACAACACUUCAGAAGCAUAACUACAGCCUGCAGCAUGUCUGUACAUGUGCAUACACACUGAGUUGACAGAUUGAGAAAACUGGGUUUGAACCAAAUGCAGUAGCAAAUUGCUGUGGACCAAGUCCUUCCAUCUAAUAGAAGCUCCAGGGGCUCCUUCCCAUUCAGACCUCUCUAGACUAUAGUCUAUGCUUAGAGAUCUUGUCUGGUUAUAGCCAUUGUUUUUUACUCCUUGAUCACUUAAUUUAUAGACCUUUGUUGACACUGCCAGUCUCACUUGUGGCCUAUUUCUCUGCUUCUUCCAGGAAUUUGCUUUCAUUAGUCAAGUAUAGGGGCUGCCAGGUUCUGUGUCUCCAUAGGUGUAUUUGCUUCUUUUCCUAUAGCUAAGUGUAUAAUAAACAAGAACUUGACCCUAACCUCUUUUCAGCUGUUUCAAACAGGUGCCAGGAUACCUAUGUCUUGGAAUUAGAGUUUCUUCAAAUUCAUUCAUUGAUUUCUCAAGUAUGGAUUAUGUGAAAGAGCCCAGGGAGGUCAUCUAUUAUAGUUUAACUCUUUUAUUUAAAGGUCCAGUGAGGCAAGUGAAUUGUCAAAGUUCAUAUAUUAGGUCAGUGACUCAAGGGACCUAGAACACAGACCUGAUUUCCAAGCCAAGACUCCCAUGCUGCCUCGUUUGUGUUCAAGCCUUAACAGGAGGGCAAAGAGGUGAAAGUGUUUU